Molecule: messenger RNA, 4539 nt
Organism: Penicillium maclennaniae
Lineage: Eukaryota; Fungi; Ascomycota; Eurotiomycetes; Eurotiales; Aspergillaceae
Product: vacuolar protein sorting/targeting protein 10
Exons: 2
Coding region: 1-4539 (1512 amino acids)
Biological process (GO): protein targeting to vacuole; Golgi to vacuole transport; Golgi to endosome transport
Cellular component (GO): membrane; Golgi apparatus
Molecular function (GO): protein binding
Source: RefSeq, a predicted model, not a curated record
AUGAUUCCGAGGUGGCUGUUGCUCGUGGUCGGGCUCUUGCUGGCAUUUGCCGCUGGCCCGGCCGCGGCAAAGGGGGAUAAUCCCAAGGUGUCCUCUACCGAAUUCGAUAGCCCGCCCUCCGACUUGUUCUACUUCGACAGCAGCAACACGAUAGUCUGGCGAGACCCUCUCAAGCAGAAUGCUCUCAUCUCAUUCGAUGGAGGCAAAGAAUGGGAGGUCAUCAAGGGUGCUGAUGGAGAUAUGGAAGGUCAGGUCGCCGUAAUCUGGAGACACCCGCAUGAUAAGGAACACCGCGCGUACGCUCUUAGCGAGGGCACCACUCACUGGGUUACUACGGACCAAGGAAAGACUUGGAAACCGUUUGAGACAGGCGUUCAGCCGAGCUUGAAGCUCGGACGGUCUGCUCCUUUGAUGUUCAGUGGCUGGGAUCCCAAAAAGGUGAUCUUUCACGGCAAGGAUUGCUCUUCUUUCCCAUGUGUGAGGGUCACUAUCUAUACAACGGAUGACUUCAAAACUCAUAACACCUUGGAGGGCGCGUUCUUAUCAUGCCUUUGGGCUGCGGGUACUCCGGAGUUCGGGCAUGAUGUCAACAUGCCCGACACAAUUGGGGAUCGGGUCAUCUGUGUGACCCCCGGAUUGCGGAGUCCUUUCGAUAUGACGGAACGUUUGGUCUACUCCGACAGCUACUUCCGCGACGAUGCGCACGGCACCGAAAUCAACUUGGAUCGGGGACGGCCUGUCAGUGGCAGACAGAUCCUGAUUCGAUCAGUUAAGAAGUAUCUGGUUGUUGGACUUCAGUCAGCAAGCACCAUCGAACAAGCUCUUUACGUCAGCGAUGACUCUCACGAAUGGCAUCGCGUUGAAUUUGGUGGCCACCGAAUUGAAGAGGACGCGUAUACUCUACUGGAAAGCACUAAUUACAGUCUCCAAGUGGAUGUGCAGACAACAUGGGACUCGAAUCGCAUGGGUGUACUCUACACUUCCAACUCCAACGGAACCUACUUCACGCCCAAUAUCGAGCAUACAAACCGGGACAAGGAAGGAUUUGUGGAUUUUGAGAAGGUCACCGAUAUCCAAGGCAUUGUCAUUGUCAACACUGUCGACAACUGGAAAGAAGCCCUUGGCUCAGACGGGACAGAGAAGAAGGUUGUGACUGAUAUCAGUUUCGAUGACGGCAGAACUUUCCAGCAUCUCAAGGUUGGCGACGACAGAUUGCAUCUCCAUUCAAUGACCACCUACGAUGCACUCCGUGAGUUGCCAGUUUUGCGCCGAAUGUUUUCCAGCCCAGCUCCGGGCCUGGUCAUGGGCGUGGGCAACACAGGCGAGUAUCUGAAGGACUACAAGGACGGCGAUCUUUAUGUUUCGGACGACGCCGGUCUCACUUGGCGUCAUGCUCUGAAGGGCCCGCAUCAUUUCGAAUUCGGUGACCAGGGUGGUGUGAUUGUCGCUGUCACCAGCGAAGGCAAGACUAAGGAGGUUCAAUACUCUCUCAACCAUGGCAAAGAGUGGGAGACGCCCCUUGAGCUGAAGGAGGCUAUCAAGCCACUGUAUCUCACAACUACCCCAGACGCGACAAGCCUUAAAUUUAUGCUAGUCGGUGCCGCUGCUAAAGGCGUCGUGGUAUACUCGAUUGAUUUCGAUGGUCUUCACGAGCGCAAAUGCACCGACGACGACAUCAAGCCUUGGAUCGCUCGCAAGAAUGAGAAUGGAGAAGCCGAUUGUCUUAUGGGUCACAAGCAAGUCUACCAGCGACGCGACCCCGAUGCGGACUGCUUCAUGAAGAAGGAGUUUAAGAUGAAACCUCCUGCCUUUGAGCGAUGCAAGUGCUCUGCUGAGGACUUUGAAUGUGACUACAACUUCAAGCUUAGUGAAGAUGGCAAAGAAUGCGUUCCAGCCGUUCCUUUGACUCCUCCGACGGGCCAAUGCAAAGACCCCAGCGAUACCUACAAGGGACCCUCGGGCUGGCGACUCAUCCCUGGAAAUGUCUGUAUCCGCGACGGUGGAGAGAACCUUGACAAAGAGGUUGAACGAUCGUGUGGAGACUCCACUGGCUCUCCACCUCCCAUCGCUGAUGGCAAGGUUCGCGCCGGUGAGCCGCAUUACUUCUCCGUCACAGGCAUGAGUACCCACAACUACAAGGAAUACUUCUAUCUUGAGCGACAGACGAGUAACCAAGGAGACGAUGAGACCAUCUUCAUGCUCACGAACGAGAAGGAACUUUACAUGACACAAGAUCACGGCAAGACUUGGGAACAGCCCAAAGCGCUCAAGGACGAGAACAUUGUAGCGAUCGCCCCUCAUCCGCACUAUGUUGAUGGUGCUUACUUCCUGACCAGCGGCUUAGAUGGCUGGUCAACUGUCAAUCGUGGAGCCAGUUUUGACAAAUUCAAGAAGCCCACUAAGUCUAUGUCGAUGUACACUUCUCCCUUGUCUUUCCAUGAAAAGCACAUCGACUGGAUGAUGUGGGUCGGCAACGAUGAGUGCGAGGGCAGUUCCUGCACUUACACUGCGUGGUAUACCAAGAAUCGAGGUGAUGAAUGGCACAAGAUGCUCCGUGGUGUCGACCAGUGUCAAUUCGGAUACCAUGAUGGUCGGGAGAACAGCGAAACACUCAUUCUUUGCGAGCAGUACUUCGAAGAAGAUCGGAAGAACAACCGUCAGCUGGUUUCCAGCAACACCAAGGACGACUGGUUCGCAAACCCCAAUGUUAUUAACGACAACAUCGCCCACUUCGUUACAAUGAAUGAGUUCUUCGUUGUGGCUACCUUCCCGACUGAAAAGCAUAAAUUCCUGAAUGUCAGCACCAGCAUGGAUGGCCAGACCUUUGCCCAGGCCCACUUCCCCAUCAAUGUCGAUGUCAAUCAAUACACCGCGUUGCCUGGCUCCAACUACGCUUUGUUCCUGCAGGUGGUGAUCAACACGGAGAAGGGUCGCAGCUACGGUUCCUUGGUCAAGAGUAACAGCAAUGGUACAUAUUUCACCCUCAGUCUCCAGGGGCUGAAUGUCAACGAUUUUGGCUACGUGGAUUUCGAGAAGAUGGCUGGCCUCGAGGGCGUCGCUCUCGCCAAUGUUGUCGGAAACAUCAAGGAUGUGCAGGACAAGGGCGCAAGCAAGAAGCUGCGUUCUAUGAUCACGCACAAUGACGGUGGUCAGUGGGCGCUAUUGGCCCCGCCCUUGGAGGACGCUGAGGGCAAGAAAUUCGAUUGCUCCGUCACCAAGGGCCAGGGCACCGAGAAAUGCGCUUUGCACCUCCACGGUUACACAGAACGCCGCGAUGCCCGUGAUACCUUCUAUUCAGGAUCCGCUAUCGGCAUGCUCAUCGGCGUGGGUAACGUAGGUGAAUAUCUUGGCAGUUCCGAGGACGCCGAUACUUUCCUGAGCCGAGAUGGCGGUGUCACCUGGAGGAAUGUCAAGAAGGGACGGUACAUGUUCGAGUAUGGAGACGCCGGGUCUCUGAUCGUGCUUGUCCGCGAGCUGCAACCGACUAAGGUUGUUCACUACAGUCUAGACGAGGGCGCCACUUGGAGCGAAUUCCAAUUCGCGGAUAAGGAAAUGAUCAUCGAUGAUAUCUCGACUGUACCUUCCGACACAUCCAAGCGCUUCCUGUUGUGGGGUAAGGAUGCCAAAUCCUCUGACAACAAGUUCGCCACAAUUAGUCUUGACUUUAGCGGUAUUUGGGAUCGUGAGUGCGAAUUGGAUGAAGAUGCGGGUGAAAGCAAAGACUACUAUUUGUGGGCUCCUAAGCAUCCAGCUCUGGAGGCACAGGGAGACGACGUUUGCCUGUUCGGACAUGUCGAGCAGUAUUACCGCAAGAAGCCCGAAGCCCAGUGCUGGAUUAAUUGGCGAGAGCCGCACAUUCACCGAGUCGGCUCAAAUUGCGAGUGCACCCGUGCAGACUUUGAAUGCGAUUUCAACUACGAGAUGCAGAGUGACGGCAGCUGUGGUCUUGUGGCUGGGCUUCCCAAGCCCGAUCACAGUGAGCAGUGCAAAAACGAUCCCGAGUUGGUUGAAUACUGGGAACCCACGGGUUACCGCAAGAUCCCGCAAUCAACCUGCGAGGGUGGUCGUCGUUAUGACCAGGUCGAGCCUCGACCGUGCCCCGACAAGGAACAAGAGUUCGAGAAGAAACACGGCAUCAGCGGCGUUGGUCUAUUCUUCGCCAUUGUGAUACCCAUCGCCGUGGCAGCCGGAAUCGGCUACUACGUCUUCACUAGAUGGGACGGCAAGUUCGGACAGAUUCGCCUGGGUGAGGGUGGAUCGGUCACGACCGAAGGCCUGUUCGGUCGCGAGUCUGCGCUGGUCGCAAUUCCGGUUGCUGUCAUUGCUGGUAUCGUUGCAGUUGCCCAGUCACUUCCACUGCUAGCUACCAGUCUAUGGCGUAGUGUUAGUGGAAUGGUGCGCGGUCGUGGCCGUGGCUACCAGCGACCUUAUAACACUCGGGGCUCUUUUGCUGCCCGUCGAGGCGACUACACACAUGUGGUGGACGAUGAGGAUGAAUUGCUCGGUGCGGAUGAAUUCGAGGAGGAGGAUGAGGCGUAG